UGGGAAUUAUAACCCAUAGCAACGGUCUUUACCUACCUGCUUUUGGGACAGUAGUACAAAUCAACACCAAGGACUUGAACUUGACCAAAAAAGGCAUCAGAGAAACUGGACGAUAAUGGAGAGCCUUGGAAUGCACUUAAGUGCAAAUCCGGAAUACUGAGUGACAUGGUUAUGCAAAGUCCAGUAUUUUCCUUUAUCACCUGAAAUUAUUUACUCCCAUUAAAUAUGGUAGAAGUAAAAUUGAUUAUUGCAGAACACAUCUUGGCUGUCCAUGACAUUAAUUAGAAAAAAAAAAAUCUUAAUACGGAAUGAGUAACGUCCUUUAAAUGUUGAAUAGUGAGGAAUGUGGACUUUUAAGACUCAAAAUGAGGAACAUUCAUCAUAAUGAGGUUACUUGAGAGGUAUGAGUAACAAUAAUGGGUUUUCUACUCAUUAUUCGCUUUGCCCCUCUUUAUUGAGCAAAGAAGUCUAGAGCUGUAGCCAAGAUGUGCAGCAUCUCUUAUGCAAUUGCCAUAACAUUUUAAGAGCUAUGCAAUAACAUUUGUGUGGUCCAUUGUUCAUUAUUUCCAGAAACUGGAAGUACCCGUGGUGCAGCACCAUUUAGCUCCAAAAUCAAAAAUGGGAAUGCUACCAUAUAGUAUUAUUAAGUUUUCAUCUUUAUUUUUGCCAUUUGUACUGAACCAUCAGAGAAAAAGAAGUCUGUGUUAAAGUCACAUUAGCACAAGCAUAUCAUUUACGAACGGCUCUACUUCAACCACAAAAACAAGACAAAUGUCUGAAGAGCUGGUUAGGUUGCUAUGUACUUCAGAUUUUAUUCUGUCAAUCAGAAAGCUAAGAACUCUGUUCUUUAAUAUUUUACUGCAGUGAGUAAGUCAGCUCAGGACUAUAACUGUGGAGAAACUUUACAAGCAAUGUGGAGAAAUGCCUGAUCUGCGGCAUAAAUAAUUAUAUUUACAACUAAGUGAGAAGACCUGCAUUAAAAAAGUGAAACUGCUUAAAUAUAAGAAGCAGAUCGCAGAAGUUUUGGGGUUUGAUUAAGCAUGCAAAAUAAGUAUCUCAGCAGGAAGCAGAAAUGCAGAGAUCUGAAUUCCAGUGCAUACCUUACACUGAAGUAAUCUGCAAAGGAUGUCACAUGCUGUAGAUGAGCUAGAAGCCUGGAAGUCAAUUGCCUGACUGCAGAUUUAAAAAUAUUAAUAUUGCAAUUGUGGACUGCAUAGUUUUUUUUUUUCACUUCUGUAAACAAUACCAAUCAAGCAAUGGAUGAUUAAAAGGUUUAAAUGGAUUACCAUAUAAAAUAUAUUUUAUGCCAUUUACUGGAGCCAGCUGAGGGAGAACAUUGUGACUUACUGGAUUCUUUGCAUAUUCUGGAAAGAAUAGACGUCCCAAGUGUCUCCUACAAUAUGAACAUUAAGACUGAAUGCUGAAGCUGAAUUGUUGGAAGUGGGCAUUGUCAUUUGUUGAAAAUGCAGUCUAUAUGUACAGUGGAAAUCGGAACAGUACUAAGAGUUACUGAAAUUCUAGAGAACAUUGUCUGCAAAUGUUUUGGGCCAAAAGGAGGUCAGGUACUUUUUACUAAAGCUACAGGAGAGAUUCUUAUUACCAGAGAUGGAAGAACAAUUUUGGAAUCACUCUUACUAGAUCAUCCUAUAGCAAGAGUUAUAGUGAAGUGCAUUUCUACACACUGCAAUAUGACUGGAGAUGGUGCAAAGUCAUUCAUUUUGCUUCUCUGCUCCUUUCUAAGAAGACUCAAGACACUGGCUGAUAAAGAAUGUGGAUUCAGCACUUCUGAAAAUAUUCCUGAUAAAAGGAGGUGGCAGAACCAUGGUCACUUUCUGAAGCGCUUCUCUUGUAAUCUUUAUGCAUUUCAAGCACAAGUUUUAGACCAUCUGAUAGCACAGCAAGUCAGGCAGUAUUCUAGUUCUGCAUUUUCUCAAAUAAAUGGAAAGUCAUAUAUUUGCCAUAGAACACUAGAAGCAGUUUUAGAUGCUUAUUUCUUUGGCAGCAUAGGACAAAUUAACAAUAUAUUUAUGACUAAAUUGACUUCUGAUUUUUUCUUCAGGUGCACAGAAUCUUCAGAAAACUACACUGACAUUUUAGAUUUUAUUAUUGACCACUUUUUUGAAUUCCACACAGCUGUCAGUGGCUUGCCCAUUGGAUGCUCAAAGGUUUUAGAAGGGUUAGUGCUACAUAGAGACUUUGCAGUCUUUUGCCCAACUGAUGGAACUGUAAGAAUUAUAGUAGUGAGUGCAUCCAUUUCCCCUUCUUUGUCUGUCUCAGAUUCUACUUUUGUCAUCUGUUCAGAUUCUCAACUGCAUUCUUCUCAGGUUUGGAUCACAGUCAGAGUAAAAGAAGUAAUGACAUUUUUGCAGAACAACAGUGUAAACCUCAUUCUGAGCAGUGUAAAACAAUCUGAAACAGUUCAUUAUUUUGCAAAACUCUGUAACAUUUCUCUGGUAGAAUGUUUAUCAGAUGGAGAAAUCUCUUUGUUUUGUUGCAUUACAGGAAUUUCAGCUUUUGCAUCCAUUGAGGAUAUUAUUCAGAGUGAGAUUGUCACUGUUACUGCAACAGCAGCGUUUUACAAACCAUUAGUACUUGGAGCUCACAGAUAUGUUCACCUGCAUUUGCUAAGCAUAAAAGACUUUAAACCCCACUGUGUAGUGAUUUAUGGCCCUGUCCAGGGUUUAACAGAGCAGUAUGUUGUGGCUUUGGUGGGUGCUCUGAAGGUAUUAAAGCAUCUAUUAAAACCAGUUAAUUCAGGAUGUAGUCUUGCUGAGAUAAAGGAUAAGGCAAUGAUUUUACCAAAAGACGUAGCUAACUCCUGUACUGCUGUGUUAAAUGAAGAUGAUGUAAACACUGUAGAUGCUAGUGUUAAAAUUGAAAGGCAAUGUAUGGAUAUCACAGAAUGUGUUGUUGAUACAAUACAUGAAACUCAAGGACCAGAAGAUUACCCACAGACUGUGACUGAGGGUGCAGUGUCUAAUGUACCUGAGGUAAACAGUAGUACCCUUUCACCAUAUGAAGAAAGAAGAGUUGCGUGUCUCCUUCAAACAUGUGCAUGUUGCAGUACUGUCCAGCUGCAUCACAAGAGCAAUGAUGCAGCAGAACUCUCUAGAACAAAACUUGAUGGAUAUUCCAUAGAAAUGCAAGAGUUUGAAGAGCAGGACAGUACAACAGCUGCAGUGGACAACAGCAGUUCCACAGUACCAUGCAAAAAACUCAGUGUCACAAGGAACUGUGAAAGAAAAUGUGACGAAGGAAACCAUACAUGUAACCUAGUACACAAAAAUAAUUUCCAGGUUGCUAAUUCACUGAUAGAGGCCGGUUCUGUUUUACCUGCAGGAGGUACUUUUGAGUUUUUACUGCAUUACACUAUUAUGAAUUAUGCAAACAAGUGUCAUAAUCCAGCUAUAAAUAAUGUAUGUAGUGUGAUAGCAGAUGGUUUGCUAAAUAUUCCUAGACAUAUUUACUGUAGUCAGAAAGGAAACAGAAACCUAUUACACAAGCUUACUAAAACUUUAGAUAACAUAAAGCUUUGCAGACCUUUGACAGUAGAUAAUGACUGCCUUGAAUCUGUGUCCUGCAAAUAUCAGCUGCUAUUGUCAGUUAUCCAGUGUUUAAUGAAGCUUAUUACAAUUGAUGCAGUGGUAGCCAUCAAAAAGAAACUUCAAACUGUGACAGACUGUGAAAAUCAGUAAAUGUACAUUUUUAAGCUAUACAUGUUUGUGUUUUGACAAUAAUACACUCCUGCAUAAAGUUUUACUUAAAGAAA
Protopterus annectens (West African lungfish) is the source of this 3769-nucleotide messenger RNA. It is a transcript of the gene BBS10, whose product is annotated as Bardet-Biedl syndrome 10. The transcript is spliced from 4 exons. Bases 1464 to 3695 code for a protein of 743 amino acids. Gene Ontology annotation, biological process: chaperone-mediated protein complex assembly. The record is from RefSeq and is a predicted model, not a curated record. NCBI's taxonomy places the organism in Eukaryota, Metazoa, Chordata, Ceratodontiformes, Protopteridae. Gene Ontology annotation, molecular function: ATP-dependent protein folding chaperone; ATP binding.